AUGGAUAACCUUAUGGAUAACCUUAUGGAUAACCUUAUGGAUAACCCUAUAAAUAACCCUAUAGACAAUGAUUAUAUCGACAAUAGUGAUAUUUAUAAUGUAUCAGUCACUAAUGACUUAGCUUCAACAUCUUCUGUGCUGAUUUCUAAUAAAACUACAAGCAAAACCAUGAGUGAAACUAUUAGCAAAAAUAUGAGUGAAACUACUAGCAAAAAUAACAUUCAAAUGAAUUUUGAAGAUUUAUAUCUUCAUGCUUAUUACUUACCACCAACUAUUGAUCAUAAGAUUGUUAUUGAUACUGAAAAUGAUACAUCUAUAUUUAAAAACCAUAUUGAUGAUUUCUUUGAAUAUACAAUAAAACAAACUCAGAUUAAUAAAAAAAAUCUAUUAUGUCAA
Messenger RNA from Scutellospora calospora, 396 nucleotides. NCBI's taxonomy places the organism in Eukaryota, Fungi, Glomeromycota, Glomeromycetes, Diversisporales, Gigasporaceae. The record is from the annotation of a GenBank genome assembly.